CUCCACUCAAUUGUAUUAGUCAAUUGUAUUUCUUUAUAAUUUCAGAAUUGGAAUAGUUAACUAGUGAUAUCUGAAUCAUUUAGUAGUACUUUCAACUAAUUUAUUCACUAGUAAAUCUUUUUUUUUUCCUUAACUAACUAAUACAAUACUUAAUCAAUUAAUAGGGGAAAGGUAAUGUCUAGUGAUAUACCUAUUGAGUUUACUGAAUUAACUCAGUUAACCCAAUUGGGGAUUUCGGCCAAUUCAUUGGAUUUCAAAUCAACUACUUUAGAAUCAGAUCAUUAUGUUUGUAUUAGAGAAAAUGGUUCAAAUGGUAAUACUGUAGCUAUUAUUGAUUUAAAGAAUAAUAAUGAAAUUACGAGAAAGACUAUGUCUGCUGAUAAUGCAAUUAUGCAUCCAAAUCAAUUUGUUAUUUCUUUAAGAGCUAAUGGUACUACUUUACAAAUCUUUAAUUUAGGUUCUAAACAAAGAUUAAAAGCUUUUACUCUUGAUGAACCAGUAGUAUUUUGGAAAUGGAUUAAUGAUACUCAUUUAGGUUUAGUUACUGGUAGUGCAAUUUAUUAUUGGAAUGUAUUUGAUGGUACUGGUGAUGGACCAAUUAGAUUAUCUGAAAGACAUCAUAGUUUAAAUAAUUCUCAAAUUAUUAAUUUUGUUGCUGAACCUGAUUUAAAUUGGUUUGCAAUUAAUGGAAUUGCUCAAGAAGAUGGUCGUAUAGCGGGUCAUAUUCAAUUAUAUUCUAAAUCAAGAAAUGUUUCUCAAGCUAUUGAAGGUCAUGUAUCUAAAUUUGCUUCAAUUCGUUUAAAUGGUUCAUCUGCUCCAACCAAAGUCUUUUGUGUAGGUAAUAAGAAUGCUCAAGGACAGGGGAAUUUACAUAUUAUUGAAAUUGAUCAUAUUGAAGGUAAUCCUCAAUUUCAAAAGAAAACGGUGGAUAUUUUCUUUCCUCAUGAUGCUGCUAAUGAUUUUCCAAUUAGUUUACAAGCUUCCGAUGAAUAUGGAAUUAUUUAUGUUUUAACUAAAUAUGGAUUUAUUCAUCUUUAUGAUAUUGAAACAGGAGCUAAUUUAUUUGUUAAUAGAAUUACGGCUGAAAAUGUAUUCACUGCUUCAUCAUUUAAUGAAGGUAGAGGAUUAAUUACUAUUAAUAAAUCAGGUCAAGUAUUAAGUGUUGAAGUUUCAAGAGAUAAAAUUAUUCCUUAUGUAUUAGAAAAAUUAGCUAAUGUUCCAUUAGCACUUGCGUUAUCAUCUCGAGGAGGAUUUCCUGGAGCUGAGAAUUUAUUUCAACAACAAUUUCAAAACUUUUUAAAUCAAGGAGAUUAUUCAAAUGCUGCUAAAGUGGCAGCAUCUUCAGAACAAUUAAGAACUCCUGAUACAAUUAAUAAAUUAAAACAUAUAACUCCUCAACCAGGACAAAUAUCUCCAAUUUUAGAAUAUUUUUCAAUCUUAUUAGAUAGAGGAACUCUUAACAAAUUUGAAUCAAUUGAAUUAGCUAAACCAGUAUUACAACAAGAUCGUAAACCAUUAUUUGAAAAAUGGUUAAAGGAAGAUAAAUUAACUAGUUCAGAAGAAUUAGGUGAUAUUGUAAAAUCUUAUAAUGAUACUACCUUAGCUUUAGCCGUUUAUAUUCGUGCUAAUGUUAAUAUUAAAGUUGUAUCUAGUUUAGCUGAAUUAGGACAAUUUGAUAAGAUUAUUCCUUAUUGUGAAAAAGUUGGUUAUAAUCCUGAUUUUACUAAUUUAAUUCAAAAUCUUGUUCGAGUUAAUCCUGAUAAAGCCAGUGAAUUUGCUACUUCAUUAUUGGCUAGACAAGAUAAUAAUUUAAAUAUUGAAAAUGUUGCCGAUUUAUUCUUUUCUCAGAAUUAUAUUCAACAGGGGACUGCCUUCCUUUUAGAUGCCUUAAAGAAUGAUUCACCAGCUGAGGGUCAUUUACAAACUAAAGUAUUAGAAAUUAAUCUUUUACAUGCCCCUCAAGUGGCUGAUGCCAUCUUGGGUAAUCGUAUGUUUAGUCAUUAUGAUAAACCAACCAUUGGGAAACUUUGUGAGAAAUCCGGAUUAUUUCAACGAGCUCUUGAACAUUAUGAUGAUUUAAAGGAUAUUAAACGAGUCAUUGUUCAUACCAAUGUAUUACCUAAUGAUUGGUUAGUUGCUUAUUUUGGUCAAUUAAAUGUGCAACAAUCAGUUGCUUGUAUUAAAGAAUUAUUAGCCAAUAAUAUGGCCCAGAAUUUACAAGUUAUUAUUCAAGUAGCUACUAAAUAUUCCGAUUUAAUUGGACCCUUAACCUUAAUUAAAAUCUUUGAAGAUUAUAAAUGUACUGAAGGUGAAUAUUAUUAUUUAUCAUCGAUUGUUAAUUUAACUCAAGAUGCCGAUGUGGUAUUUAAAUACAUUCAAGCCGCCGCUAAGAUGAAUCAAACUAAAGAAAUUGAACGAGUGGUUAGAGAUAAUAAUGUUUAUAAUGGAGAAAAAGUUAAGAAUUUCUUAAAGGAAUUCAAAUUAGAUGAUCAAUUACCAUUAAUUAUUGUAUGUGAUCGAUUUAAUUUUGUUCAUGAUUUAAUCUUAUACUUGUAUAAGAAUCAAUAUUUUAAAUUUAUUGAAGUUUAUGUUCAAUCAGUUAAUCCUGGUAAUACCCCUCAUGUAAUUGCUGGAUUAUUAGAUGUAGAUUGUGAUGAAAAUAUCAUUAAGAAUUUAUUACUUUCAGUUCUUGGAAGAGUUCCAAUUAAGGAAUUAGUAGCCGAAGUUGAAAAGAGAAAUAGAUUAAAGAUUUUAUUACCAUUUUUAGAAAAAACUUUAGAAGGAGGAUCGAAUGAUCAAGAAGUUUAUAAUACAUUAGCUAAAAUUUAUAUUGAUUCCAAUAAUUCUCCGGAGAAAUUCUUACAAGAAAAUGAUAUUUAUGAUACAUUAGUAGUGGGUAAAUAUUGUGAAAAGAGAGAUCCUUAUUUAGCAUAUAUUGCUUAUUCUAAAGGAGGUAAUGAUGAUGAAUUAAUUCAAAUUACAAAUGAAAAUAAAAUGUAUAAAUAUCAAGCUCGAUACUUGUUACAAAAAUCCGAUUUUAAUUUAUGGAAUAAAGUAUUGGCUAAUGAUGAUAUUCAUAGAAGACAAUUAAUUGAUCAAGUGAUUUCUACUGGUAUACCUGAAUUGAAUGAUCCAGAACCAAUUUCUGUUACAGUUAAGGCAUUUAUGGAGAAUGAUUUACCUCAAGAAUUGAUUGAAUUAUUAGAAAAAAUCAUUUUAGAACCUUCUCCAUUUAAUGAUAAUACAUCAUUACAAGGAUUAUUAAUUUUAACUGCCAUUAAGGCUGAUCCAAGUCGAGUAAGUCGAUAUGUUGAGAAUUUAGAUAAGUAUGAUCCCGAAGAAAUUGCUCCAUUAUGUAUUGAUAAUCAAUUAUAUGAAGAAGCCUUUGAAGUAUAUGAUAAAUUUGAAUUAAGAACUGAUGCAAUGAAAGUAUUGGUAGAAGAUAUUAUGUCUUUAGAUAGAGGAGAACAAUAUGCUGAAAAACAUGAUACUUCUGAUCUUUGGUAUCAAUUAGGUACGGCCCAAUUGAAUGGAUUAAGAAUUCCAGAAGCCAUUGAUUCAUAUGUAAAAUCAAGAAAUCCAACUAAUUAUGAACAAGUGAUUGAAAUUGCUGAACAUGCCGGUAAAGAAGAAGAAUUAAUUAGCUUUUUAGAUAUGGCUCGUGAAUCAUUACGAGAACCAUUAAUUGAUGGAGCCUUAAUUAAUGCUUAUGCUUCAUUAGAUAAAUUAAAUGAAAUUGAAAAGUUUGUGGGAGGUCCAAAUGUAGCUGAUUUAGAAACUAUUGGAGAUAAAUUAUUUGAAGCUAAGAAUUAUAAGGGAGCCAAAAUAUUAUAUUCUAAUGUAUCUAAAUAUUCUAAAUUAGCUACUACAUUAGUUUAUUUAGAAGAUUAUCAAGGAGCCGUUGAUUGUGCUCGUAAAGCUUCCAAUAUUAAUGUAUGGAAACAAGUUAAUAAUGCAUGUAUUGAAAAUAAAGAAUUCCGUUUAGCACAAAUUUGUGGAUUGAAUUUAAUUGUGGAUGCAGAAGAAUUACCAGAAUUGGUAUUAACUUAUGAAUAUAAUGGAUAUUUCCAAGAAUUAAUUGCACUUUUUGAAAGUGGUUUAGGAUUAGAAAGAGCUCAUAUGGGAAUGUUUACAGAAUUGGCUAUAUUAUAUGCUAAAUAUUCUCCAGAAAAAGUUAUGGAACAUUUGAAAUUAUUUUGGUCAAGACUUAAUAUUCCUAAAGUCUUGAGUGCCUGUGAAGAAGCGCAUUUAUAUCCGGAAUUAAUCUUUCUUUAUUGUCAUUAUGAAGAAUGGGAUAAUGCUGCAUUAACUAUGAUUGAAAAAUCAGAAGUGGCCUUUGAUCAUACUUCAUUUAAAGAAAUUAUUGUUAAAGCUACUAAUUUAGAAAUUUAUUAUAAAGCCAUUCAAUUUUAUAUUAAUGAAAAUCCUUCAUUAUUAGUGGAUUUAUUAUCAGUAUUAACUCCAAGAUUAGAUUUACCUCGAGUUGUAAGAAUCUUUGUUAAAUCUGAUAAUUUACCAUUAAUUAAACCAUUUUUAAUUUCCGUAUUAGAAAAGAAUAAUUCAGUAGUUAAUGGAGCUUAUCAUGAUUUAUUAAUUGAAGAAGAAGAUUAUAAAUCACUUAAAUCUUCAAUUGAAAAUGAAAGUAAUAAUCGAUUUAAUAAAUUAGAUUUAGCUGAACGAUUAGAAAAUCAUGACCUAAUCUUUUUCAGACAAAUAUCUGCUACUUUAUAUACUAAAGAAAAGAAGUAUAAUAAAGCUAUUUCAAUCUUAAAGAAUGAUAAAUUAUGGAGUGAUUUAAUUAGAACAGUGGCUAUUUCCAAAUCUAAUAAGAUUGCUCAUGAAAUUUUAGAUUAUUUUGUUGAAACAGGUAAUCAUGAAUGUUUUGUAGCUUUAUUAUAUACUUGUUAUGAAUACAUUCAAUAUGAUUAUGUAUUGGAAGUAUCUUGGUUACAUAAUUUAGGUAAUUUUAUUAAACCUUAUGAGAUAUCUAUUGCUUCUGAAAAUCAAAAGAGAAUCAAUGAAGUUUAUACUGAUUUAAAGAAGAGACAAGAGGCAGAAAAGGAUGAAGAAGAUAAACCACUUGGACAACCAUUAAUGAUUACCAAUGGUCCUAUAGCUGUUAAUGGACUUGGAUAUCAACCUACUGGCACUGGAUUUGGUAACUCAUUCUAGUUAGAGGAGAAUCUACACUUUAUAUUAUACUUUUACUAUUACUAUUUGUUUAUGCUUUGUUAUAUUUUUGUUAUAUUUUGUUUAUGUUAUAUUUUGUUAUAUUUUGUUAUAUUUUGUUUAUUUGUUUUAUAAAAGAUACUGUUCUAUAUCACCUGA
Messenger RNA from Scheffersomyces amazonensis, 5328 nucleotides. It is a transcript of the gene CHC1, whose product is annotated as clathrin heavy chain. Gene Ontology annotation, cellular component: actin cortical patch; clathrin coat of trans-Golgi network vesicle; clathrin coat of coated pit. The coding region runs from base 175 to 5172 and encodes 1665 amino acids. The record is from RefSeq and is a predicted model, not a curated record. The transcript has a single exon. Gene Ontology annotation, biological process: Golgi to endosome transport; receptor-mediated endocytosis; intracellular protein transport. NCBI's taxonomy places the organism in Eukaryota, Fungi, Ascomycota, Pichiomycetes, Serinales, Debaryomycetaceae. Gene Ontology annotation, molecular function: clathrin light chain binding; structural molecule activity.